UGUUUUUCUCUCUCCCCCCCUCGUCCAAUAAAAUGUGAAUUCACGCAGCGUGCGUGCCUGACAGCGGACGCGGCGCGGCAGCAGACAGACAGACAGACGGACAGACAGGCAGGCAGGCAGGCAGCGGAGUUGGUACGAACAUCUUCGACUUCACACACCAAAAACACCUCGACUCCGCUGCUCCGCUCACAGAUGUGCCUCGGACCGCUCGCUCUCUUUGGGGGAGGAUUUACCGCUGGAUUUAGCGCCCGAUCGCCGCGAAGAAGAUGCCUAAACCCGCAGUAACCAGCGCAGGAGACAGUGUGCCUUGUUCGGAGCUGAAGGGGUCGUGUGCCACAACAUAAAACUCGGAGCGCAUCGAGGCCAACAACAGCAGCAGCAGCAGCCGCCGCCGCCGCCGCCGCCGCCGUGUACUCUAGCACUAGUUAGCUGCUCGGCUCAAACUAGCCUGCUAACGUUACAGGUGUUCAGGCAGAAAAAAUACCAAACAUAACUUGUAGCUGUAGCUAGCUGGCGACAAGUUGCGCCCCCAUGUCGUGACUCAAGGCUGAACUUAAUGUGCCUGUUUUUCGCCUUUAAACAAACGCCAAGUAGCAAGUAUAACACUUAGCAACAUUGUUGUUAGCCAGUAGCCUUUUAGCCAGACGCUGUCCCGUGUUUACAGCAGCGAAGCUAGCCACCAAGCUAGCGAGUUAACUUUCUAGCUACAUGUGCUGAUUUCUAUUUGUAGCUUAUUUUUUCACUCUUUAGUCCGAUUUCAUCGCAGGUUCUCAGUGUUGUUUCGUGAUACUCUUCACAUUUGCAAGCCAGAGUCAGUUAGACUUUUUUUUGCCCACCGUGCCUGCCCCGGACUGACCCACCCACAAGGACUAUCUAUCCGGGGCCGAUGCUGACAGUUCAGCCCGGAUCACGGCAACGCCAGGAGCCGCUACAGCAAUGCAGCCCCAGCAGAUAUACGACUUUUCAAGUGACGAGAACAGUCACAAAUGGAGAGGCCUCUUCGUGCAAGCCUUACGAAAGGUGCAGAAGCAGGUCCACCCAAACCUCACGGCGAAGGAGGACGCCCUGCAGCACAUCGAGGAGCUGAUCCUGCAGCUGCUCAACAUGUUGUGUGUGGCCCAGCCUCGCUCUGUACAGGACGUAGAGGAACGUGUCCAGAAAACCUUUCCUCACCCAAUAGAUAAGUGGGCGAUUGCCGACGCACAGUCAGCAAUCGAGAAACGCAAGAGAAGGAAUCCCCUACUUCUUCCUGUGGAUAAAAUACACCCACUGCUUAAGGAGGUUUUGGGCUACAAAGUGGACUACCAUGUUUCCCUCUACAUCGUGGCAGUGCUUGAGUACAUAUCAGCAGACAUACUGAAGCUGGCAGGAAACUAUGUCGGCAACAUUCGGCACUAUGAAAUCAACCAACAGGACAUUAAGGUGUCCAUGUGCGCGGACAAGGUGUUGAUGGACAUGUUUGACCAGGAGGAGGACAUCGGUCUGAUGUCUCAGUGCACAGAGGAGCCGUCCUCGUCCGGGGAGCUGACGUACGAUGACCUGGUGAGGCUUGAAAUCGCAGAGGAGCGGCAGUACCUACGAGAGCUCGACCUCAUCAUCAAAGUGUUUCGGAACCAUUUCCUCUCCGACCUCAAAAUCUUCACGCCUCAGGACGUGGAGGUGAUAUUCAGUAACAUCCUGGACAUCCACGAGCUAACGGUGAAGCUGCUGGGCCUGAUCGAGGACGCUGUGGAGAUGACGGCCGAUGGCAGUCCUCAUCCACUGGUGGGCAGCUGCUUUGAAGAUCUAGCAGAGGAGCAAGCGUUUGACCCCUACGAGACCCUGUCUCAGGAUAUUCUCAGCAAGGAUUUCCAUGAACAUUUCAACAACCUGAUGGCACGAUCAACCGUUGGCCUCUACUUCCAGUCAGUUGCAGAGGGCUUCAAAGAAGCAGUCCAGUACGUCCUCCCCCAGCUGAUGAUGGUCCCAGUUUACCACUGUAUGCACUACUUUGAGCUACUGCAGCAACUUCAGGAGCGCAGCGAAGACCAAGAUGACAGAGAAUGUCUGAAGCAGGCGAUCACGGCACUGCUCAACCUUCAGUGUAGCGUGGAUCGCAUCUAUGGCAAGCACCAGCCUCGCCGUAAACCUGGUGAGCCCAUGUACCGCCUGUACAGCAGGCAGGUUCGUAGCAAACAACUGGCCAUCAAACGCAUGAACGAGAUCCAGAAAAGCAUCGACGGCUGGGAGGGGAAAGACAUCGGUCAAUGCUGCAGCGAGUUCAUCCUAGAGGGGCCGCUGUUGCGAGCGGGCGCCAAGCACGAGAGACACAACUUCCUGUUCGACGGCCUGAUGAUCAGCUGCAAGGCGAACCAGAGCUCUCGGCUCCCGGGGUCGGGCAGCGGCGCCGAGUACCGCCUGAAGGAGAAGUUUGUUUUGAGGAAGAUCCGCAUCGUGGAUCGCGAGGACUCGGCAGAGCUUCGGCACGCGUUUGAACUGAUUGGCAAAGAUGAAAACUGUGCCGUUUUCUGUGCACGGACAGCAGAGGAGAAGGCAGCGUGGAUGGCGGCGCUGGUGACUCUGCAGUACCGCUCCACUUUGGAUCGCAUGUUGGACACAGAGCUGCAGCAAGAGGAACAGGCACAUCCUCUAAGACUGCCCUCCCCGGAGGUUUACCGCUUUGCUGUGCAGGACUCUGAGGAGAACAUAGUGUUUGAGGACAAAGUGCAGAGCAAAACAGGCAUUCCCAUCAUUAAGGCCGGCACAGUGGUCAAGCUCAUAGAGAGGCUCACGUACCAUAUGUAUGCUGAUCCUAACUUUGUCCGCACGUUUCUUACCACGUACCGAUCAUUCUGCAAACCGCAGGAGCUUCUUACCCUGCUGAUAGACAGGAUUGAGAUCCCUGAGCCGGAACCGACUGAAGAGGACAGACAGGCUCUAUGGAACGGCGAUCAUCCGAUGGUAGCCGAGCUCCAGAGGUUCCGGAAGGAAUAUGUGCAGCCGGUGCAACUCAGGGUUCUCAACGUUUUCCGCCAGUGGGUCGAACAUCAUUUCUACGACUUUGAGAACGACCCGGAGUUGAGAAGUCGACUAGAGGAAUACAUCACCAGCAAAAUUCAACUGAGAGGCAAGUCGAUGAGAAAGUGGGUGGAGUCCAUCAAUAAGAUCAUCAAGAGGAAGCUGCAGACGCAGUCGAACGGCGUCAGUCACAACAUCACCUUUGAGAGUCCGCCUCCGCCCAUCGAGUGGCACAUCUGCAGAGCGGGCCAGGUGGACUCGUUUGACCUCAUGACCCUUCACCCCAUCGAGAUCGCUCGCCAGCUGACUCUGCUCGAGUCUGAGCUCUACCGAGCUGUUCGGCCGUCGGAGCUGGUCGGCAGCGUCUGGACCAAAGAGGACAAAGAGAAGAACUCGCCGAAUUUGCUCCGUAUGAUCCGUCACACCACCAACCUCACGCUGUGGUUCGAGAAGUGCAUCGUCGAGACGAUGAACCUGGAGGAGAGGGUGGCGGUGUUGUCGCGAGUCAUCGAGAUCCUGCAGGUUUUCCAGGAGCUCAACAACUUCAACGGAGUGCUGGAGGUCGUCAGUGCCAUCAACUCUGUCCCCGUCUACAGACUCGACCACACCUUUGAGGCAAUACCAGAGAGGAAAAAGAAAAUUCUGGAAGAAGCUGUGGAGCUGAGCCAGGACCAUUUUAAGAAAUACUUAGCUAAACUCAAGUCAAUAAACCCACCCUGUGUGCCUUUCUUUGGUAUCUAUCUAACCAACAUCCUGAAAACGGAGGAAGGCAACCCAGACUUCCUCAAACGCCACGGCAAGGAGCUGAUCAACUUCAGCAAGAGACGGAAAGUAGCUGAAAUCACGGGAGAGAUCCAGCAGUAUCAGAACCAGCCGUACUGUCUGAAGGUGGAGCACGACAUCAGGAGGUUCUUUGAGAACCUGAACCCGAUGGGCAACAGGAGCGAGAAGGAGUUUGCUGACUAUCUGUUCAAAAUGUCCAUGGAUAUUGAGCCACGGAACUGCAGGCAGCCUCCCCGAUUUCCCAGGAAGACCGUGUACAAUCUGAAAUCCCCGGGGAUCCGGCCUGUGCGAACGUCUACCUCUGGCACCCUGAAGGGCCACCCCGUCCCCCUGGAGAGGGAGCCCCCUCACAAGAUCACCUUCCGGAGCAUCGCCGAGACCGAGCCGGAGACGCCGGCCUCGGCCUCGGUGCCCACGUCCCCGAACACGCCGACGCCUCCGCAGUCAGCCUCCUCUGACCUCAGCUCAGUCUUCAUGGAGCACGACCUCAGCAGCUCCUACGGCGGUAGUAACUCCAUAUUUGCUCCUGUUCCUCCACCACCUUCAAAAUUCCAGUCCAUUUCUCUUGGCAGCCUCAACCAGCUCGGAGAGGAGCUACUCAAGCCGCCUCCUCUACCACCGCGGCGGAAAGAUGCGAUGUCCGAAGCCAAACUGAGCUCCAGGUCCGACAGCCCUCCAGCUAUUCCUCCUCGACUGCCGCCUCCUCUUCCCAGAAACCAGCCUCGUCCGCCGGUCUACAACGGUCCCCCCAUGGACGGGCCCCUGCCGAGCCCGCCCCCUCCUCCACCCCGCGACCCUAUGCCCGACACGCCUCCUCCAGUGCCCCAGCGGCCGCCAGAGAUCUUCAUCAACUACCCGCCGCUGCAACCAUCCCCCGUGGGACGAUACCACUGGGACUUCGGCAGCUCCCCGAGCUCGCCGAACACGCCGCCCAGCACGCCGUCGCCUCGCAUUCCCAGACGGAGCUGUCCGCUCAGCGCCAGCCAGAACAGCCUCUGCCCUCUGCCUAUCCCCAUCACCGCUCCGCCUGUGCCGCCUCGCCACAACUCCAGCCCGCAACUCCCCAAACUCCCACCAAAGACUUACAAAAGGGAGCUGCUGCAGCCGCCGAUGCAAGGCCUCUCAUUGGUGGAGAACACUGACAGCAGCCAGUGAGUGUCAGUGAGGCGACACUGACAUGUACAACUUCAAACUACGACACAGUGAAACUCGCAGCUACUGAUCAGGACGAAUAACGCAUACUGUUAACUUCACGCGCACCCCUCCGCCCUCCGCGUCGACCCGUCGCACCCCCCCGCCGUGCCUCUCAGGGGAUCAGUAGCUCCGCCUUCAUCAGAAACCCUCUGUGCCAAUGAGAAACCCACACCGGUGUGCCAGCUGAUAAACAACAAGGAGUCGGGUGUUUGUCUUUUAUUUGACCGAGCGAGAACCUUUGGCUACGUCCACAGCGGCCGUGUUUUCAUUUGAAAGACGGCAUGAAGAGCAUCUGCGUCCAUUCAGCUACAGUGAAUGUCACCAACGAGGAACGACAAUGGAGAGAAGAAAAUAUGUGUUUGUCACGACGCCCUCACGAUUCUGAAAUCCCAUUUUGAAGAUUCGUCUGGUGCCAUGUCGAGGUUUUACGAACUACACAUUCACAAGCGUCUCCUGCGUCCAGGCUCCAACUUUAUCAUCUCUUUUCCUCUAAAUGGGAACAUAAUUUAUAAAAUUGACAUCCGACGCUGUUGAAGAAGUCCUGAAAUUGGCGAAUGAGACCAGAGAAAUGUUUGCUGAAUGGAGCUCUUCUUGCAGCCAGCGGAGACGCCCCCUGGUGGCUGUUCAGUAUACUUCCGCAUUGUUUUCAGCCAGUUGUCGAGUAGCAGAGUAGCAUGUCAGGAAGUCGACUGCGAGAAACUGCGUCAUUGUCCCCAAACGUCUCCGUUUUUGCUCGUCCAGACUUCAGCGGCUGAGUUUUCAAGCAGGAACCGAACCAGCAGUGUUUUUAAACAUUUUUAAACGAUAGCAGCGUCAUGUGGAUGUAGCCUUUGUCCCCGUGGAAAGUUCUCGCCGCUCGCACUCUUAACUCGCACCCACAUCCUGCUCCUCCACCACCGGGGUGCGGCGGAUUUUUUGUUUGUUUUUUAUUUUUUUUUGCGGGGGAGAGGGCGGCGUCGGACUUUGUAGCCUUAAGUGUCAUGCUUUGUUUCUUUGAGCAUUGACAUCACGUUGAGUUUUACGACCUCUCUCCUCCUCAACGAUCAACGUAGUAGCUCUUUUCCCGCGGCGGUGGCCGCGAGCAGCAGACAUUUCCAUUGACUUGUGUUUCCUACGAACUGAAAACAAAACAGUUGCCAAAGUCUUAUUUUAUGCAGGGGGAUAAGGGAUUUUCUUCUUCUUUUCUUUUAAACAAAUGUGACAUUUGUGACCGAAAACACCAACAGGAGGCGACACUGAAUCCCCCACCUUGUAUCUCAACUGUACACUGUGACUGUAAAGACACAAGUCAAACUGUCUGAUUUCUUUUUUUUUCUUUUUUUCGGCCUCUCUGCAGCCACAACACGUUGCCUUUUUAAAACCCGACAGCGGUGACCUCUGACCCCAGGCUUUAGUCCUCUCAGAUAAAAACCUAAACGAGAGCCAAGAACACUCCAUUUGCACAUCCAAGCUUGGGCACAGUCAGCAGGUUUUUGG
Solea senegalensis (Senegalese sole) is the source of this 6450-nucleotide messenger RNA. RefSeq names its product son of sevenless homolog 2 (Drosophila) (gene sos2). The coding region runs from base 937 to 4935 and encodes 1332 amino acids. Gene Ontology annotation, biological process: positive regulation of GTPase activity; Ras protein signal transduction. Lineage: Eukaryota; Metazoa; Chordata; Actinopteri; Pleuronectiformes; Soleidae. Gene Ontology annotation, cellular component: plasma membrane. The transcript is spliced from 23 exons. Gene Ontology annotation, molecular function: protein heterodimerization activity; guanyl-nucleotide exchange factor activity. The record is from RefSeq and is a predicted model, not a curated record.